This is a messenger RNA of Archocentrus centrarchus (flier cichlid), 1503 nucleotides long. RefSeq names its product A-agglutinin anchorage subunit-like. The coding region runs from base 77 to 1144 and encodes 355 amino acids. The transcript has 9 exons. The record is from RefSeq and is a predicted model, not a curated record. Gene Ontology annotation, cellular component: extracellular region. NCBI's taxonomy places the organism in Eukaryota, Metazoa, Chordata, Actinopteri, Cichliformes, Cichlidae. Gene Ontology annotation, molecular function: chemokine activity. Gene Ontology annotation, biological process: immune response.
CGGAGACAAAGGGAGAAGAAGGACCAAAUAAUCAUUUACUGAAUAUUUAACCUCAUAUUUAUCAAGCUUUUUGAAAAUGGUAAACUCUGGAAGUCUGUUUGCGCUGGUCGCUGUCGCCCUGCUGGCUGUGAGUGUGUCUGCAUCAAAUGAAAAGCUGGCUACCUGCUGCACCAAAGUCACCAAUAAGGAGAUUAAGGAACCAAUCAUGGGAUACUUGGUCCAGAGAGCAAGGCAUCCAUGUGUCAAUGCAGUCAUCUUCCAGACACAGUCCGGUCUUUUCUGCUCCUAUGUGAGAGCUCCCUGGGUUCUUCGCAAGAUUGUUGAAUUCGAGAGAGCAAAAGCCCGGUCCACCAUCCCAUCUGCGGUCUCUACAUCUCCAACCUCCCUCCUCUCCAUCAUAACAUCCACCACCUCUCCUCCAUCACCCUCCACUGCUCUGCCUUCCUCCUCAUCUACCUCCAACACGUCCCCUGCUGAGACCUUUUCAGAGAGCAGGGAUGAGCGGGCCUCCCUCUGGUUAAAUCCUGCCUCUCCUCUCUCCUCCCCUUCAUAUCUGCCAUCAUUAAUUCUUCGAUUACCACUGGAAUUGUUCCCACUCUCUUCUGAACUGCAGCUGUCACCUCAACAUUUGUCAGUUCAUCAAGCUCUGCAGAGACGAAGGUUUACUGCAUAUUUAACCUCAUAUUUAUCAAGCUUUUUGAAAAUGGUAAACUCUGGAAGUCUGUUUGCGCUGGUCGCUGUUGUUCUGGUGGCUGUGACUGUGUCUGGAUCAGAAAUAAAGCCGGCAAGUUGCUGCACCAAAGUCACCAAUAAGGAGAUUAAGGAACCAAUCUUGGGAUACUUGGUCCAGAGAGCAAGGCAUCCAUGUGUCAAUGCAGUCAUCUUCCAGACACAGUCCGGUCUUUUCUGCUCCUAUGUGAGAGCUCCCUGGGUUCUUCCCAAGAUUGCUGAAUUCGAGAAAGCAAAAGCCCGGUCCACCAUCCCAUCUGCGGUCUCUACAUCUCCAACCUCCCUCCUGUCCAUCAUAACGUCCACCACCUCUCCUCCAUCACCCUCCACUGCUCUGCCUUCCUCCUCAUCUACCUCCAACACGUCCCCUGCUGGGACCUUGUCAGAGAGGCGGGAUGAGCGGGCCUCCGUCUGAUGAAGAAAACACCUCUGAACAUUUGUUCAAAUGUUAUACCGUUAUUGGAGAACACCUGAUGAACAUACUUAGGUUAAAUUAUUAUGAUUAAUUUUUAGUUUCUUUCAAUUCAUUUAAACGUGGAACUAUUUAUUAGUUGAAUUUAAUUGACCUGUGCUGUUACAGUAGGAUAAAUAUUUAUUGUCAUGUUUAUUUAUCAGCAUUUACUGUACAACAUUUUGUUUGAUAUAGUUCACUAGUUAAUUUAAUUGUCUUGAUGUCUUUCGAUAUAUAUUUAUUGGAAAUCCUGUCACAACUUCUUCUGAGGAGAAAUGAUGCAGCCACGAUGUUCAGAAAUAAAGGGUUUAAAUACCGUCUUA